CCCCUUACGUCAUGGCGCUCCACAAUCCCGGAAGUUCCCUCCUGUCGGCGAUGGCGAUGGUUGGAGAGCAGUGGGUGUUGGUGGAGAUGGUUCAGGCAUUGUAUGAGGCUCCUGCCUACCACCUUAUUUUGGAAGGAAUUCUAAUUCUCUGGAUAAUCAGACUUCUUUUCUCCAAAACAUACAAGUUACAGGAACGAUCUGACCUCACAGCCAAGGAAAAGGAAGAAUUAAUUGAAGAGUGGCAGCCAGAACCUCUUGUUCCUCCUGUUUCCAAAGACCAUCCUGCUCUUAACUACAACAUUGUUUCAGGCCCUCCAGGCCACAAAAUUGUGGUAAAUGGAAAGGAGUGUAUAAACUUUGCAUCAUUUAAUUUUCUUGGACUCUUGGAUAAUUCUAGGGUAAAGGAAGCAGCCUUAGCAUCUCUAAAAAAAUAUGGUGUUGGGACUUGUGGACCUAGAGGAUUUUAUGGCACAUUUGAUGUUCAUUUGGAAUUGGAAGAACGUCUAGCAAAGUUUAUGAAGACUGAGGAAGCUAUUAUUUACUCAUAUGGAUUUGCCACAAUUGCCAGUGCUAUUCCAGCUUAUUCAAAAAGGGGGGAUAUUAUAUUUGUAGAUAGAGCUGCCUGCUUUGCUAUUCAGAAGGGAUUACAAGCAUCUCGUAGUGACAUUAAGGUAUUUGAGCAUAAUGACAUAGCUCACCUGGAGUGCCUACUAAAAGAACAAGAGAUUGAAGACCAAAAGAAUCCUCGUAAGGCACGUGUAACUCGGAGGUUUAUUGUAGUAGAAGGAUUGUAUAUGAAUACCGGAUCUAUUUGUCCACUUCCAGAGUUGGUCAAAUUAAAAUAUAAGUACAAAGCAAGAAUUUUUUUGGAAGAAAGCCUUUCAUUUGGAGUUCUAGGAGAACAUGGCCGAGGAGUCACUGAACAUUUUGGGAUAAAUAUCGAUGACAUUGAUCUUAUCAGUGCUAACAUGGAGAAUUCCCUAGCUUCUAUUGGAGGCUUUUGCUGUGGCAGAUCUUUUGUAAUUGACCAUCAGCGACUUUCUGGUCAAGGGUAUUGCUUUUCAGCCUCUCUACCUCCCUUAUUAGCUGCAGCUGCUAUUGAGGCCCUCAACAUCAUGGAAGAGAAUCCAGAUAUUUUUCAGGUGUUGAGAAAGAAGUGCAAACAAAUUCAUAAAGCCUUACAAGGCACUUAUGGAUUAAGAGUAGUAGGCGAGUCAUUUUCACCAGCAUUCCACCUCCAACUGGAAGAGGGCACAGGGUCACGAGAGAAUGAUAUCAAGUUACUUCAGAGAAUAGUAGAUCAAUGCAUGAACAGAAAUAUUGCCUUAACUCAGGCACACUACUUGGAAAAAGAAGAGAAAAGCCUUCCUCCUCCUAGUAUUAGAAUUGUGGUGACAGUAGAACAAACUGAUGAAGAACUCGAGAAAGCUGCAUCUACAAUCAAAGAAGCUGCACAGUCCAUCCUGACUUAGACAUCAUCAGUGAACUUAAUAUGUUUCAAGAAGAUGCAUCAUCUGUGUGUCAGUCUGUGGUAUACGGACACCUCAAAAGAAUUCAAAGUCUUUGUGGGAUAUCCUUUGACCAAGAGCUUGCAGUUGUUUACGUGAAUCAUUCCAUAGAGGUACAGACAAAAAGUAUGAAUGUAAGAGGAAUGGUUUAACACAUACAUCACACACACACACACACACACACACACACACACACACACACACACACACCCCAC
Molecule: messenger RNA, 1723 nt
Organism: Vombatus ursinus (common wombat)
Lineage: Eukaryota; Metazoa; Chordata; Mammalia; Diprotodontia; Vombatidae
Gene: SPTLC1
Product: serine palmitoyltransferase long chain base subunit 1
Exons: 15
Coding region: 12-1472 (486 amino acids)
Biological process (GO): sphingosine biosynthetic process; ceramide biosynthetic process
Cellular component (GO): endoplasmic reticulum
Molecular function (GO): serine C-palmitoyltransferase activity; pyridoxal phosphate binding
Source: RefSeq, a predicted model, not a curated record